Messenger RNA from Zerene cesonia (dogface butterfly), 1749 nucleotides. Its product is annotated as esterase E4-like. NCBI's taxonomy places the organism in Eukaryota, Metazoa, Arthropoda, Insecta, Lepidoptera, Pieridae. The transcript is spliced from 4 exons. Bases 1 to 1749 code for a protein of 582 amino acids. The record is from RefSeq and is a predicted model, not a curated record.
AUGUUUGGAAACGUUCUAAUACUUGUUGCUUUGAUUACUGUGGUAAAUACAGAAAAUUUAGAUGUUCGUGUAGUAAAUACGGACCAAGGGCCAGUGAAAGGUUAUAAAUUACCAAAUGAAAAUGUAUAUAGUUUUUUAUCAAUUCCGUAUGCAACUGCACCGACAGGACUUGAUCGAUUUAAGGCGCCUUUACCAGCACCGACAUGGACGGAGCCUUUCGAAGCUGUUGAAGAAACAAUAAUGUGUCCUCAAGGUACAAGACUAACGGAUGGCAGUAAAAACCAGGAACAAUGUCUUGUUGCGAGUGUGUAUGCACCAAAUACUACACUUCAGAACUUACCAGUCCUUGUAUACGUCCACGGAGGUGCGUAUAUAUCGGGCUAUGGGAACUCAUUAACACCGAAAAAUUUAGUGGAAAUUGGGAACAUAGUAGCAGUUACGUUUAACUACCGCCUCGGAGUACACGGCUUCCUCUGCUUAGGUACAGAAGCUGCUCCUGGAAACUCUGGUAUAAAAGAUCAGGUUGCUCUAUUAAAAUGGGUGCAAAAAAAUAUUGCAAACUUUGGAGGAAAUCCUAAAGAUGUGACUAUAGCUGGAUAUAGUGCUGGAUCAUCAUCAGUAGAUUUGUUAAUGAUAUCCAAGUUAGCUCAAGGGCUGUUCAAUAAAGUGAUACCAGAGAGUACUCAAGGGCUGUUCAAUAAAGUGAUACCAGAGAGUAGUGCUAAUGUUCAAGCCUAUAGUGUUCAAAAAAAUCCCAUCGAAAAUGCAAAAUGGUAUGCAAGGCAAUUAAAUUUCAGAAACUUUAACGAUAUGAAGGCUUUAGAAGAAUUUUAUCUUACCACACCUUUGAAUGUACUAUCUUCAGUUGAUGUUAUAAGAAGAUCUGACCAUACUACAAUAUUUUCUCCUUGUAUUGAACGAGAUAUUGGACAAGAAAUUUUUUUAAGUGACAGCCCUGUUAAUAUUCUUUCUAGUGGAAAUUAUACAAAAUACCCAAUGUUAUAUGGCUUCUCGGACAUGGAAGGACUUUAUAGAGUUCCAUAUUUCGACGAAUGGAAAUACAGAAUGAAUGAUAAUUUCGCAGAAUUUUUACCACACGAUCUGCGUUUUGCUAAUGAAGAAGAAAGGCAAGAACAAGCACAACGGAUACGAGAUUAUUAUUUCGAUGAUGAACCUAUAGGCAACAAUAAUAUUUUGAGAUACAUCGAUUAUUUAUCGGAUUGUAUGUUCGCAUAUCCAUUGUUAAGGGCUGCUAAACUGCAUGCGUUAGCUGGGAAUAAUCGUGUCUAUCUAUAUGAGUAUUCCUUCGUAGAUGAUGAUACAGAAUAUAUACCUCAUACGAAUCAACGUGGGGCCACACACUGCGCACAAACGAGAGCAGUUUUAGAUUUGCCGGAUGAAAAUAUUAUAUCCAAGGAGUUUAGAGAAAUGAAGAGGCGGAUUCGUGAAAUAUGGUUGAAUUUUAUAAAAUAUGGAGAACCUGUACCAAAAGAAUCAUCUCUACCAGCCUGGCCACCGAUAACCGCAGAUAAUUUAUCAUACAUGUCCCUAAAUACAACAAUGGAAUACAAAGACAGGCUCUUGUAUGAAAGAGCGCAAUUCUGGGAACAGAUCUACGACAAAUAUUACCAGGGACCCUCACCACCAAAUCCUGAAGCUAACAAUUUAUCUGUAAGGCCUGAUGGAACAUCCGUCUUUUGUAUUUUAUUAGCUGUACAUUUCUUCUGCUUCCUAAGUCGGAUUGCUUGA